Molecule: messenger RNA, 1347 nt
Organism: Exaiptasia diaphana
Lineage: Eukaryota; Metazoa; Cnidaria; Anthozoa; Actiniaria; Aiptasiidae
Product: sideroflexin-1-like
Exons: 12
Biological process (GO): serine import into mitochondrion; monoatomic ion transport
Cellular component (GO): mitochondrial inner membrane
Molecular function (GO): monoatomic ion transmembrane transporter activity
Source: RefSeq, a predicted model, not a curated record
AUACCGGUUCAGAUUACAUCAAUGCAUGCCCAGUUAAUAUUCGUCUUGGACUUUAACGAUCAGAAGAUUUUAAAAUAACUAUUGUUCCUUCUUGUAUAUAUAUUCUAUAAGGUCAUCAAUUAUGGAGUCAGAAAGGCUUCCUGAUGGCCGUAUAGACUUGUCAAAGCCCCGGUAUGAUCAGAGCACCUACAUGGGAAGAGCUAAACACUUCUUUACUGUGACUGAUCCAAGAAAUCUUCUUCACUCAGAGAAAGAACUUGAUGACAUGAAACAAUUACUGAUAAAAUAUAGACGRGGAGAAGAACCAGCCGGAACUACAGAUGAGCAAAUAUGGCGAGCAAAGAAACUCUUUGAAUCUGCUUUUCAUCCAGACACUAAAGAGAAGAUGCUUUUGAUUGGUCGAAUGUCAGCYCAGGUGCCGAUGAACAUGACAAUCACUGGAUGUAUGAUGACUUUUUACAAGACCACCCCACAAGUUCUCUUUUGGCAAUGGAUCAAUCAGUCCUUUAAUGCAAUUGUCAAUUACACAAACAGAAGUGGAGACUCACACGUAUCUAAUAAAGAGCUUGGUAUAGCAUACACAUGUGCUACAACUGGUGCUAUAUCUGUCGCACUUGGUUUGAAUUACUUGACUAGGAAUGCACCACCUCUUAUUGGACGAUUUGUACCUUUUGCUGCUGUAGCUGCUGCCAACUGUCUCGUAGUCCCCUCGACCGCGAGGUCUAAUUGUUAAAUAUACUCUUUCAUCAGAGAAAUUCGUCAUGGGAUCCCUGUUACAGAUAAAGAUGGUAAUAGAAUAGGUGAYUCACAGAGAGCUGCAGAGAAGGCUAUUAGCAGUGUUGUGUUAUCAAGAAUAGGCAUGGCUGCCCCUGGAAUGUUUUUACCACCGUUUGUAAUGAAUUAUUUGGAUACCAAGCCAUUUAUGAAGAGAUUUCCUAUCCUAGCUUCUCCAAUACAAGUCAUGCUUGUUGGCCUAUGUCUCGUCUUUGCAACUCCUCUAUGCUGUGCAAUCUUUCCUCAGCAAAGUUCUCUCAAAGUCAGCCAUCUUGAGCCCCAUCUACGAGAAAUAAUCAAAGACAAAUAUGGUGACUCGUUAGAUCAUGUAUAUUUUAACAAAGGGCUUUAAAUAAAGAAUGAAGCAUCAAAUGAACUGGACCAGCAAGCUAGUGCUUGUCUGCAAAAGUAAUAUGAAUUUUUAGCUUUUUAUCUUGAAUUAUUUAUUGACUUUUUUAAGAAUUUUAAACGGAGUAAACGUGGCUGAAGUACAUCGACGUCAAAUGUAGUGUUCUUGGUCGAGGUGAUACAAUGUAAGAGUCAAAUGGAAAUAAAGGAUUUUAUAAACAGUUA